Molecule: messenger RNA, 1388 nt
Organism: Patiria miniata (bat star)
Lineage: Eukaryota; Metazoa; Echinodermata; Asteroidea; Valvatida; Asterinidae
Exons: 9
Coding region: 145-1221 (358 amino acids)
Source: RefSeq, a predicted model, not a curated record
UCGCUGAAGCAGUACGUUCGCCUGUCAAAAAAACCGGUACAUUCUGCCGUAUUUCCCGUGGAUCUUACGGUCGUACUGGGGGAGGGGAAACCUAGGAGGAUAUUCCAGGUACCAUGUCGACCAAAGUGAUCUAUUUCACGGUGGAUGACAGGCAAGAACAAGCGGAAUUCCGUUCCGAUUUUCCGGCGGAUGAUAUCAAACUUCAAAGUCGUCGCCGAAGCUGGGGAGACCAACUUCAGAAACGUCAGCGAGGGGAGCAAGAGAGGACCACCUGGUUUCGAAAGAAUAUCUCAAACAGAACUGAAGAUGAAGACCGCCCUUUUUGUGGUUUGUUGUAUACUGGCUGUGGAAUCAAUUCAAGGUCACAUUUGGUCGGCUUGGUAUGACCGCGAUAACCCAUCAGGUACGGGAGACUGGGAGACACUGCGUGAUCAAAAGAAACUAGGCUACGUCUGUGGCGGCUGUAAACCGAUCGCUGCGGAAUGCCGGGUGAAGGGAUCUGCAAGCGUGUUCACCCGUUGGACUGGAUCGGCGCCGGAUACCCUGGACGUUCAUUGCUUACCGACAGAGGGCGUGGUGUGCAAAAACACUGACCAAUCCUCAUGCGCCUCGUGCAGUGACUACGAGAUCAGAUAUCUGUGUCCGUCUACAGCCUCUACCUGGACGCAAUUCAAGGACAGAGAUAAUCCUUCUGGGUCCGGGGACUGGGAAAACGUAUGGGGGUUUAGGAACUAUAAUGGCGACAACAUCUGCAAUGGCAUUCGCCCAAUGUGUACCCAAUGCCGUGACAUAUCUAACCUAAACGCCUACUACACUACUGGAGAUGCAUUCGAUACCGGUUACGAUUGCAACUGGGACACCGGUCUAGUCUGUACUACAGAGGUGAACACAGAAGUAUGCAAGGAUUACGAUGUCAGGUUCAAGUGCCCAAACAUAGGUACCUGGACAUCAUCGGCACGAUGGACGUCCUGGAAGAACCGAGACAAUCCCUACCUUACCGGUGACUGGGAGCACGUGGGACCCUCUGGACUCAACCCGUGUUCCAGUAAAGAGCCAAUUGACAUCCAAUGCCGCGUCCGGGGAACCAAUCAGAACUGGAGCGACUCCGGUCAAGAGUUCAAAACUAAAUGUACUCCCUCUGAGGGACUCGUCUGCCUCAAUGCUGACCAAACUUCCGGACAGUCCUGCUUUGACUACGAGGUUCGCUUCUUGUGUCCUUAGUACGCCUCAAAAUUAUCCAUUGGUUUGGUACCGUUACUUUGUACAGACCAAUGAGCCGACACUGCCCUUCUUGCAACUGUGUGGGACGUUGGAGUGGGUCAGAUUGUUGGAAGGUGUUGAGGGUUUGACAUUUUUGCUACAGCUAGACGCAAUAAUGCUUCGAUUAA